GCAGUUACGCCAUCUGUCGUUAAUUUCUGUAUCGGCUUUAAAUUUAGUAUUAUUCUACUUUAAAUUAAUCGCGGUAUUAAAAUCGUAGAUUUCUUUAAAUUUGCUUCCGUUUGGGGUAUAGACUUGGUGGAAUACGCGUACAUUUGAUUACGUUCUUAAAAUGUUUACGGAAGUGUGUCAGUGGAACCGCUGCUAUUGAUUUAGUGACACAUGGCCCAGUUAGCGGAAUAGAGGAGAGACUUAUCUUCGGGUCGUAUCGGCUAUCACAUGUUACGCUGCCAAUCGUAAUAUAAAGAUUGCGUACGUCGAGAGAAAAUCUGCUUUGAUUUAAGGACCGAGAGAAGAAAACAUUCGAAAUGGGAAUCAAUCGGCAAUUUGUUAAUAUUAUAAUUCUAGGUUUUGCAUUUAUGUUCGUAUUCACCGCAUUUCAAACCGGAAGCAUGAUUCAGAAAAUUGUAAUUAAAAGUAUAAAGCAUCAAAAUCCAUCUUACCAUGGUGAAGGUUACACAAGUUUGGCAGUUAUUUAUGCAGUUCUUGCAGUAUGUAACUGGCUUGCACCAUCAGCUAUCUCAUUUACUGGACCAAAAUAUGCAAUGAUUAUUGGUGCUGUCACAUAUUGCAUAUUCAUUGCAAACUUUUUAUAUCCAAUGACAUGGGGAUUAUAUUUUUCAUCUGUUCUCAUUGGAAUUGGCGCUGCAUUAAUCUGGACAGGACAAGGAAAUUUCCUCACUGUCAAUUCAGAUAGUGAAACAAUAUCUAGGAAUAGUGGUAUAUUCUGGGCUAUGCUGCAAUGUAGUCUUCUAUUUGGAAAUUUGUUUGUAUUCUUUGAAUUUAAAGGCGAAGAAAUUAUCCAAAUUCACACGAUAAAUAUAGUAUUUGGUGGUUUAUUAGGAGUGUGUUGUUUUGGAACUCUUCUUUUCUUCGCACUACGUGCUACUACAUCAACAACUGUAGCAAUAACUGGUGAUUCCUCAGACAAUGAAGGACCAAUAAGAGCAUUAGUGAGAGCCUUUCGACUUUUUAAAACCGUAGAUAUGAUAUUACUAAGCAUAACAUUUUUUUAUACAGGAUUAGAGUUGUCAUUUUUUAGCAGCGUAUAUGGCACGUGCAUUGGUUUCACGAAACAUUUCAAUGACGCCGCAAAAUACGUUGGCAUAUCUGGAAUGUUAAUCGGUGCCGGAGAAAUUACAGGAGGAACAGUUUUUGGUUUAUUUGGAAAGAAAACUAAUAAGUUUGGAAGGGAUCCAGUUGUUCUACUUGGAUAUAUUAUCCAUAUGGUCACGUUUUUCCUAAUAUUUUUAAAUCUUCCUCCUUCUUCACCUAUGAAUUAUAGCACCGAACCAACUUACAUUAAAAGCAAUGUUUAUUUAGCUUUAUUUUGCAGUUUUUUGCUUGGAUUUGGAGAUGCUUGUUUUAAUACCCAGAUAUAUUCAAUUCUUGGUUUUAUGUAUUCCAAUGAAAGUACACCUGCAUUUGCAUUAUUUAAAUUCGUACAGUCAGUCGCCGCCGCAGCUGCAUUUUUCUACUCUAUUAACGUCAGUCUGCCCAUUCAGUUAUUGAUAUUGGUGAUAACUGGCACCUUUGGAUGUUUUUCUUUCUUUAUAGUCGAGUGGAAACUCAGUGGUUCUUCCAAUCACGAAGUAAAUACGCAGAGAUCAAUAAACAACGAAAACUGACCUAAAAGGAACAAACAAAACAUAUGCAGGAGAAUUAGAAUUACAACUAGAGAAGCUAAUUGUGAAAGUAUUUUAAAAUAAGUUUAAGAAAUUUAGAAUUAAAAUUGUAAAAUUUUA
This is a messenger RNA of Centruroides sculpturatus (bark scorpion), 1793 nucleotides long. Its product is annotated as UNC93-like protein MFSD11. The record is from RefSeq and is a predicted model, not a curated record. The transcript has 13 exons. Bases 357 to 1676 code for a protein of 439 amino acids. Lineage: Eukaryota; Metazoa; Arthropoda; Arachnida; Scorpiones; Buthidae.